AUCAAUAUUUGUAGUGAAGGCAGUACAAGUAUUUAAUACCGUGUGUUUUGAAAUAGUAUGGACAAUAUAGGUGAAAAGUUGAAGCCGUUUGGAUGAUUGUAUAGAAAAGUAACACUGAUAUCGGAUUUGAUCAUGUGUCGUUAUUAGUUCCAGAGUAAACAACCAGCCGGAAGUGUAACCUAUUUAAAGUAUUGCCAUGGAGAAGUCUGGGCAUGCGCCGGCGCCGGUCCCGAUUUCCGCAGACGAGGCGGCUUUCCAUGUACCCCCGCCAUCGUAUGAAGAGGUUAUGGGCGCGUACCAAACUUCAUUUAAGCCAGGUCCAGACAGCCUGCCGCAGUUGGCCUACAUCGACAUUAUGCCACGUUGUCUCCGACCCGGUAACAUCAAGGGCAAGCUCAAACCAGAGUUCGAUAACUUCAGCGCGGUAGUAACGGGAGCGAACCGCUGGCUGGCGGACCACCCGGAACUAAGCGUCUGGAAAUGUGAAUGUGUACAGACGCCCUUGUCGACGGCUCGCGAUGGAAGCCUCUACUACGACCUCAAUUCAAUGGUCCGCCACGACUCAACCUACGGCUACAGUGUCUACCUCAAGGGGCUCAGGAUGUGGCUGACUACCGCACAACCCGGCUCCACUCCCCAGCAAUUGGGACUCAGGACCGCCGUCCCGGAAGUGAAGACCAUUGAGCUGCCGAACCGCUACCGGAAGGGACGGAUCAUUGUAGGAGAUGAAGUGCAGACGUUUGGCUACCACCAGUACACGACACUCGAUGGCUUGCAGGGAACGCUGAAGAGACUGAACGAGAAACUCAAGUCUGACCCGAUACCAGGCCGGAUUCUGACUAUCGGGACGGACAUGGUUAAGGCGUUUGACCAGUUCAAACUUGACCUUGACCCCGAUGCCGCGUGCUGGGAUGAGGACAAGGAUCGCUACUCUCGCGUUACACAGGUCCUUCGCAUAUUCUACUUGCAGGGACCACCGGGAAACGAAGAGAUAGGUCUUACCGACUUCCGGCCCCAAAUGACCCAGCGACCUGACAACAUCGCACCCGGCAAGCUCGAGCUCUUUGAUCAAGUGAUGUCAGCCAUGGGGCAGUGGGUAACACAACAAAAGGGCAGCCGCAUUGUGAACAUACAGCAGUUUGACGCGAUUGUGGAGAAAACGUUUGACAAUGAAUUGAAGGUGGAAACGGACUCGACAGACGACGCUGUCUGGGCGUUCAAAGACAGACGACUCGCCAAGACGCUUCGCGUAUUUCAAGUCACUUCCGGCGGACAAGCGGUUGCCCAGCAACCCAACCACAUUAAUUCCCGUCUCUUCUUGCCGGCAAGAAUGGGACCAAAAGUAUUUGAAAGCAUGACCCAGACAAUGGAUAGAGUGGACUUCUGGCUUCGUGUAACAGGUGCGAACGUGUACAACGUGGAGACGGUGAAGCUGUUGCUUCACGAAACGCAACCGGCCGGCGCUGACGUCGCGGCGUCUGAAUACCGGAUACAGAAGAUGACCGGGAAAUACUGGCUCACGGCAAUAAGGGUGUACAUCGCGGGUCCGUACAACGAGCCGGAUCCCUCUCAGCUCCCGCCAGUCCCCUUGUACAAGUCCGGAAGUGGCUCAUGCACAAUCGUAUGACAUUUCAAGCCGAAACAUACACGUGCGUUUUCUGGUCAACAUUAUAAGGAUCCUGAUGGAUGUUACUAUAAAAUACUCGCGUUCAACUAUUCGUGUGAAGUUUCAAUUUGUUUUUAAGUUAUCUUUUCUCAGGUCGAAGUAUCAGUGUUAUACUGUGUAAACGUGGAAGGUGGCAUUCAUAUACCAACAAGUUGAUUUUGCAAAAAGCAUUGCCAUGUUCACCAGACAGCAUUGUCAUGUUCACCAGACAGCAUUGUUAUGAGAGAGUUAUUUUGUGAUAUACACUUUACAUCUUUACAUGUACUCAACUAUUUUUACUUUUGUCAUUAAGGUGGCGGGAUACGUUGCUCCGUCAAAAUUGACGUUCAAAAUAAAAUAUCUUUCAAAUUGUUCGAAAAUU
Messenger RNA from Mya arenaria, 2027 nucleotides. RefSeq lists its product as uncharacterized. The record is from RefSeq and is a predicted model, not a curated record. The transcript has 11 exons. Lineage: Eukaryota; Metazoa; Mollusca; Bivalvia; Myida; Myidae. The coding region runs from base 197 to 1627 and encodes 476 amino acids.